CCCCGCCUUCCGGCUCCGGCGGCGACGCUCGCGCCUCGCGGCCGCCGUGCCACCAGUGUCAGUCUCCCUUAGGAGACUCCAUUUGCUUUCAGGGCAGUCUGGCCGCCGCGCAGGCAGGCGGAGAACGAUGCCCUCCGCACACGGACGACCGUCCCCUGCGCCAAGCGGCCGCUCACUCGCCGGCUGUCUGCGGCGGUGACACCCGGUCGCUGAGUCCACGGAGGAAUCCGGGCUCCCUCCGCGUGAGCCAAGACGUCCCGCGCUCCGGAGCUCGCCCUGCGGGGAGAGGCCCUCGCUAACGCGGCUUCUCUUUGACCUCUUAAUAUCAGGAGGUUUCGGAGGCUCCGAGAAUCUAAACAGCCCCCCCACAAGAACCACUUCUAUUGGCACAUCGAGGAUCAUCUUUCAUCAGGAUUAUUGUAGCAUCUUCGCUGAACCUUGCACCCCAUACCCUCUACCAUGAGUUCUGACUUCCGCCAAUGAAGUUUUUGAUGUUUUAUGUGACACCAUCUCUUGGUCACUUUUUUCCUUUCCAGUUGCAAAAUACAUUAGGUAUAAGUUUGUGUCAUGUUAGAGUACAGUUUUCUGCCUGUCCACUUUCACCGUUUUUGCACGACUCACUUCUGCCCAGCUUGCCUUACCAUACUUGCCUAUGAUUUCCAUAACCAGCAGAUAAUCUAUAGCAGCCCUUGCCUGUAAGAGGCAGCUGCACUACAGUGCACUGCCUGACAGACACCAUUAUAUUUUCCUGUAUGUCACGUUUGCAACUGUCCUAAAACUAUUCCCUAGAACGUUUCCCAAACUACUCCCACGAGUCUUAGUUAGAAAAGAACCUCACCUUUAAUGACGGCCAGAAGAAUUGAGUAGGCAAUAGGACUGUUUUAGAGAACUUGCUGGUACAAUAUAAGUUGCAAUCUCUAUUGCAGCUCAUGAAAAGACCUUCAACUAAGAGAAUAGGAAGAAAGAUAGAAAAUAGGGUUGACUGGAACUAGUCCUCAUUGAAGGGAAUACAUAAUUUUUAAAACAGCAAAGUGAAGAGAGUCAGCCUGGCCAGCACACUGUACAUCCUAGGAGGACAAGGGAGAGGUCUUAAAACCCCAUUUUCUAGUUUCAUUGUGUUCAAAUCUAAGUUGUUAAGUACCUUGUUCUAGUAAUUGCCUAAAAUAUUAGACACUUAAAAUGUUGGGGAAACGUAAGCGUGUGGUGUUGACAAUUAAGGACAAGCUUGACAUUAUUAAGAAACUUGAGGAAGGCAUCUCUUUCAAAAAACUUUCUGUGGUGUAUGGAAUUGGUGAAUCCACAGUUCGUGAUAUUAAAAAGAACAAAGAAAGGAUAAUAAACUAUGCAAAUGGUUCAGAUCCUACAAGUGGGGUAUCCAAACGUAAAUCUAUGAAGUCAUCAACAUAUGAGGAACUUGAUAGAGUAAUGAUAGAGUGGUUUAACCAACAGAAAACAGAUGGGAUUCCGGUGUCUGGAACAAUCUGUGCAAAACAAGCAAAGUUCUUUUUUGAUGCUCUGGGGAUGGAAGGUGAUUUUAAUGCAUCAUCUGGCUGGCUAACUCGAUUUAAGCAGCGCCAUGGUAUUCCAAAGGCUGCCGGUAAAGGAACAAAAUUAAAAGGAGAUGAAACUGCUGCUAGUGAAUUUUGUGGUAACUUUCAGGAAUUUGUUGAGAGAGAGAAUCUACAACCGGAGCAAAUUUAUGGUGCUGAUCAAACUGGAUUGUUCUGGAAAUGUUUACCUUCAAGGACAUUGGCUCUUGAAACUGAGCAAAGUACUUCUGGUUAUAGGUCAAGCAGAGAGAGAAUCAUUAUUAUGUGCUGUGCAAAUGCCACAGGUUUACACAAACUUAAUCUCUGUGUUGUGGGAAAAGCAAAAAAACCCCGUGCAUUCAAAGGAGCUGACCUUUCAAACCUUCCUGUCGCUUAUUUCAGUCAAAAAAGUGCAUGGAUGGAAUAUUCUGUUUUCAGACAGUGGUUUGAAAAAUAUUUUGUGCCACAGGUACAGAAGCAUUUGAAAUCCAAGGGGCUUCUAGAAAAAGCAGUGCUUCUUUUGGAUUUCCCCCCAGCACAUCCAAAUGAAGAAUUGUUGAGUUCAGAUGAUGGCAGAAUAAUUGUGAAACAUUUGCCACCAAAUGUCACAAGUCUAAUUCAGCCGAUGAGCCAGGGGGUUCUAGCCACAGUAAAAAGAUACUACCGAACAGGACUUCUCCAGAAAUACAUGGGUGAAGGAAUUGACCCAAAAAUGUUUUGGAAGAACUUGACAGUAUUAGAUGCAAUUUAUGAAGUAUCAAGAGCUUGGAACAUGGUAAAAUCAAGUACCAUAACCAAAGCAUGGAAAAAACUUUUCCCUGGCAAUGAAGAGAAUUCUGGCACGAACAUUGAUGAAGGAGCCAUGUUAGCAGCUAACUUAGCAACUGUUUUACAGAAUACAGAAGACUGUGAACACGUUGACAUUGAGAAUCUUGAUCAGUGGUUUGACUCUCGGAGUAAUGACUCAAGCUGUCGGGUGCUAACUGACAGUGAAGGCGCUGAGGACCAGGCCAAGCCUUCUGAGCAAAAGCCUUCUAAAAAGACUAGAAAAGCAGAACUGAAUCCAGAGAAAUAUAUUAGCCAUAAAGCUGCUCUUGAAUGGACUGAAAAUUUGCUGGAUUAUCUAGAACAACAAGAUGACAUGCUUCUGUCUGAUAAACUGGUAUUACGGAGACUUCGAACAAUAAUAAGAAGAAAACAGAAGAUUCAGAAUAACAAGAGUCCUUAAUGAUGCUUCUAAAGGUUUCAGUGUAUUUGCAUCUUUGAGACUUUAUCUGCAGUUGAAGUUCAUGAUCUUAUUUGAAGUGCUGUGGAUUUCAAGACCAAAUACAUUUUAUAAAUGAUUUUAAGAUUAGAUGCCAUUUUGGAUUACUUAAAUUACUGCUCUUUAAUGUUAAGUGAGCAUUGAUAUAUAACUUGUCUGUCUACCGUUUCUAAUCUGUAUUAUACUAAUUAGAUCAUAAGGUACCUGAGGCCAGGGAACUUGUGUCUCUUUUGUGCCUGAAUUUCAAUGUCUAAUAGGGACCAUGCACACUCUGGGCAAUCAAUAAAUCUUACUGAAACUGAAUAUUUAUGACUUUCUCUGAACUUUGGUUUCCAAACUGAAAUAUGUUGGGGUAAGUUUCCAUUUCCACAGUUUUUCCACCUGCUGAAAAUCUUAGAACUCAGAUGAUUAUGCUUGAAGUAUUUCACUGGAAACAGAGAAGUGAAGGAAAAGAGUCUCAAGCCUUAAAUAUGGCAUUCUAUACUAACAGUAUUUGGGCAGUCAGCAGUUCAGAUUGGACAUCUCUGAGUAUAAUGAAGGAAAAAGAAGUAAGGAUAAAUGUCCCCAGGGAAAGGGCUUGCGCUUCAUUUUUAUUCCACUUGACAAUAUGGAGAGUUCCUUCAUAGUUGUGAAAAGAAGGUCAUCCCUGUUGCAGAAAAAUAGAUUUCAGUUCCCCAAACCAGUGUGAUUAGAAGAGGUAAGGGUUAAAUUUUAUUGGCUAUCGUUUUGAUCCUUUAUUAGUAUAGAUAUGUUAAUAGCUUUUAAUAAGCUAUCUGAUAUUUAUGUAACACUUCAAAGCUUACAAAGUAUGUCAUUUGCUUUCUUACAGCAUAUUUUUCUGUGAGAAUACUGGAUAUACACAUACAUAUAAUUUGUGGAACCAUCACAUGAACAAUAGACUGACAAAACAGGAGAAAGGCACAAUGGAUGGGCAAGGGCUGCUGUGUGACUGUGGGCAAGCUAUUUAAUCCAUCUGUAAAGUAGGACUCAUACCUGCCUCAGUUUUUGAGAGGAGUUAAUAUGUGGAUUUUAAAUAAUAUGGGUUUAGAACAGGACCUGGUUUAGAAUAGUCCUCUUUGGGUGGUAGCUCCUAUAACUAAGGACAGGAAUUAAUGAGUUUCAGAAGUAUGCAGAAUAAAUCUGGUGUGUGACUCAACCCUGAUGUUGCUGUGUUGGUAAAACCCUUUAGAGGUGAAAUGAAAUGAAAGAUAUGGGUAACUAGUUUCAGCUGAAAUACAAUAAUGUAUUUCAAUGAAAACUGAAAGGUUAAUCCAGCUUAGAAAUCAUUUCCUAACCAUCUACUGCUAGGCACAGUGAGACAUUUAGGAAUGUUUAAGACAUUUUAGGUUGAAUUAUAAAAGGAAAUGGGAAUGGAAUUAAUACUUUCUUUGCUUUGUACCUGCUACUAAAAUAAAUAAAUGUUGGGUUUGUUCAUAGAAUCUACGUUACCAAUAUUGGCAUAAUUCAUUAAAGUAAUCAAAUACCUUUAAAGUAGGUAACAGUAAGCAGGACACUUGAGAUGUUUUCAAACUAAACACAGGACCAGUAGAAAAUCAGAGCAAAAGAAAUGCCACAGGAGACCUUGGUUAUAGUAAUUAGGCCCAGAUUUAUAUAAAGGGAGUCUAGUUGUGAUUGACUGAAGAUUUCAGAGGCCCUAUCUCACAAUUCUUCAGGCUUUCCUUAGAGCUUAGGAUUCUGCCUUUUGAGCUGAAGCUUUGGGUUCUAGUGAGUCCCUUUCCAGAAAACCUCUUAAGAAUCUACUUUCUUAAGGAGAAUUCAUUCAGUAUUAUUAGCAUGCCUUCCUCAGUUUACACAAUUAUUUCACUUGCCAGGU
Messenger RNA from Manis javanica (Malayan pangolin), 4627 nucleotides. It is a transcript of the gene TIGD2, whose product is annotated as tigger transposable element derived 2. Gene Ontology annotation, cellular component: nucleus. NCBI's taxonomy places the organism in Eukaryota, Metazoa, Chordata, Mammalia, Pholidota, Manidae. The record is from RefSeq and is a predicted model, not a curated record. Gene Ontology annotation, molecular function: DNA binding.